Oryzias latipes (Japanese medaka) is the source of this 3589-nucleotide messenger RNA. NCBI's taxonomy places the organism in Eukaryota, Metazoa, Chordata, Actinopteri, Beloniformes, Adrianichthyidae. The record is from RefSeq and is a predicted model, not a curated record.
UUUGGUUCAGUCCGUUACGCUUUGGCAGGUGUGAAAAGCUCACCUGAACUCAAGCAAAAAUAAAAAUCAAAAAGCUCAGUUUGACUCCAGAACAAAAGGGUCAAAGUUCACGUAAAGUAAACCGCACCAGAGUAGGGUUCAUUUCAGUGAGCAGACUCUCACAGAUCAUGAGAGGGAAAAUUAACCCAACGUGGAAAUAAAAGUAAACUGAUGUAGUAAAGCAAUUAUUUUUUGUUUAUGGGUUAUUACAGAUUUAGAGAAAGAAAUCUGAAAGUGCAAAAGAAGGCAGCUGGGUAAACACGGUGAAGGGAUUUUUGGGACUAUUUUUCUUCGUCCCUUCUUGGUCGGGCCACGUUUUGGGGCGAUACCCCCUGGCGGUUUGGUCAGAACUGAGACAUCCCGCUCAUCUGGGACUGACCCCAGGGGGCCGUCCUGGUGUGGAAGCAGCCUGAAAGAUUCCCACGGUCUCGAGGUGGCGAAAAACGUCCUCGCCCUCAGCUCGUGCUGCCCAGGGCUUUUGCUGUACAAUUCAGGGGAAGUGGCAAACACAACACAGAGUCAUAGCCGAUUUCCUGACACUCGGUGCCACAAUGCCCCGCGCGCUCAGGAGGCUCACACAGCGGGACUUGAGUCACUUUGGAAAUUUUCCCUGCUGCUGAGUCAAUUCCCUGCAGGACUUUUUUCUGCCUGCUCUUUCCCUUCCGUUUCCUGUAAACCUGCCUCGAUCGCGGCAGUGAAAGUCAGCCUCGCCUGCUGCUCCUGUCAGCAGGAAGACGCGUUGCCACACGCCCCAAACAUCCACUUUCACUUUUGCCGGCUCUCCCUGGCAGCCCGCAGGCCUGAUUCGCUUUCUCUUUGGAGGUAAGCGUGCCGUCCUGCGUGCGCCCUGGUGGUGAAUCAGCAAGCCCCGCCUCCCCUCUGAGAAUCAAAAACACAGGAGGAGGCGUGACGGCAGAGCAGAACGGUGAGGAGCCCGGCACAGAUAACUAAGCAUGAUACAGGACAGCUCUCCGUACAUGGCACAGAUCUACAGCGGCGGCAAGCUGCAGCACUUCAUUGAUGGCUACGACGUCCACAAGAGCAACUGGAUGCGUUACGUGAACCCGGCACGCUCCCCGACGGAGCAGAACACGGUGGCGUGCCAGAACGGCCGGGACAUUUACUUCUACACCAUGCGGCCCGUGGAGCCCAAACAGGAGCUGCUGGUGUGGUACAGCAAGGAGUUCAGCCAGCGGCUGUGCAGCCAGCAGGACCAGCUGACCCACAAACCGUCCUCUGAGGGAGGAGAGGAGGAAGAGGAGUGCGCCAAAAGGGACCUAAACCGGCUGGCGUGGACCACAGACAAGGAGCAGAGGGCAGACGAGGAGAAGAUAGACGUGGAAAUGCUGGAUAGAGACACUCCUCCGGACACGCCUGACGACCAGAUCAUGGACUUCAGCAAAAAGGUGGAGAUGAAGGACGCAGAAACCUGGGGGGUCCUCCCCCCGCCCCACAUUGGACACAGAGGCUUGGGCCAGGCGUAUUUGCCGGAGCAGCAGCUGCAAAGCGCGUCUGGGAAUCUCCCCCUACACCUCCACGGGCUCUAUGGUCACAGGGAGGGCCUGGUCUCCUCUUACCCCCUCUACCCCCAGUCCAGACCGCUCCAGCCCUCCUACCAGUUCCUGUCCCCGUACCACUAUCCCCGCCUCCUCCUGCCCGCCUGUUCUCCACCCUUCCCUGGGAUGCUCCCCUCAAGAGGGGCCCUCCAAUACGGCGGCUACCUGAGCGCCGACAGACUGCCAUACCCCCCGAUCGUCCCUCCGACCCUGCUCCCCAUGUCCAUCCCUUAUGCUCCGUCCACACAAGGGGGCCUGAAGGAACAGACGCCCAACGUCUCGCCGCCGAGGGGCUCCCCGGCCACGCCAGAGCUGUCUCCUCUCGCCAAACCAAGCAGUCACCUGCUGACCCCCGAGCCGUCGCCCUCCGGCUGCGAGGAAGCCAUGAACCUCAGCAUGACCAAAAGUGGCACGGCGCCGCGAAAUGGACCGGGCCACAAGUCCCUGCCCUACCCGCUAAAGAAGCAGAACGGGAAGAUCAAGUACGAGUGCAACAUCUGCUCCAAGACCUUCGGACAGCUUUCCAACCUCAAGGUCCACCUGCGAGUGCACAGCGGCGAGCGGCCGUUCCAGUGCGACCUGUGCAAAAAGAGCUUCACCCAGCUUGCACACCUACAGAAGCACCACCUGGUCCACACCGGAGAAAAGCCACACGAAUGCCAGGUGUGCCACAAACGCUUCAGCAGCACCAGCAACCUGAAGACGCACCUGCGGCUCCACUCUGGAGAGAAGCCUUACCAAUGCAAGCUGUGCAACACCAAGUUUACGCAGUACAUCCACCUCAAGCUGCACCGCCGCCUCCACAGCAGCCAGGACCGCCCCAACCGCUGCCAGCGCUGCACCCAGGCCUUUUUCCACCGCUUCUCCCUCUGCAUCCACCAGACCAGCUGCUGUCCAGCCGGCCCCGGCGCCAACCCGCGCACCAGCGAGAUGGUGGAGCGCUUCGACGCCAGCCAGGAGGCCGCCGCUCUGCCCGAAACCGCGUCGCCGACUCAGCUUGGUGAAGCAGUGGAGCACUGGUUGGCGCGCACCCUGGAGGGCGAGGGAAAGGAGGACCAGAAGGACACCGGCGUGCUGCUGCGAGCCCUGACGGCCGCCGUCAGCCCGCCACCGCUCUACCAGGAACGAGCCAGCGUCGUCCACCUAAACAAAUGGCCGAAGGUGAAGACAGAGAGCCAGUGAAGAGCAUUUUUUAGAGCACCAAAGGAAAAAUGUUCCAAAGACUUGGCGAUGGAACAGCCCCUGAACUGAGCCGCUGUGAAGUAUUUAAAAUCUGUUCACUCAGGUAGAGAAUUGUUUGUUUUCUUGUGCUUUAACUUAUUACCUUUUCAAAGGAAUCCAUAUUUAUUUUGUUGAAUCAUAGUUUUCUGGUAGCUUUUGUAACACUUCCAGUGGAAAAUAAAACUGGAAUUAGACUCAGGAAAGAUCUGUAUCUGUGGAUAUCUGGGUUUCUGUCGGACAAAAAAACAAAACAACGGAAAAAUCGGGUGUCACCUUUUGCCAAAACGAACAACCAAAACCAUGUGAAUGUGUCAAUGUUGAGUUCCACUUUAAAGGGAAGGAAAUACCGAUGGAGACGGAUCGUCGUUUUCCUCACCCGAGGUUACCAAAAACAGACAAACCACUCAGCUUCACUGUGAGAAAACAAAGAAACACUCAUGCCCCUCUUCUUUAAAAGCUUUAACACCAAUGUCUGUAGCUUCAUCCAAAUCUCAGCUGGACACCAGAACCUCAUAAAAAAACAACAAAAAAAGCACAGCCUGCCAGGUUUUUACAUGAAGUCGUCAAGUAGCAUCAAGUCUUCCUUUGACCACAGUUUCCCAUUAGUAGCUUCUUCUCUUAUUUUUUUAGCUAAUUUUUGUACAGGAUGUUUGUUGAUGUAGAUUAUUUUUGCCAACAGGUUGUGACAUGUCAAAAAUUUAUAUGUGAGAGACUAUUUUGAUGAUACUUUUAUAUUUCCAUGAUGUAGCACAUUAAAGAUAUGGUUUCUACAA